GUUCCUAUUUCCAAGGGAAUGUUUGGGAGGAAAGGAGCACAGCUGUGCGUCGAGCUCUUGCACACGGAGGAAGAUCAGCUGUCGCGGUUCAAUAAUGAUCUCUUCGAGCAGGUUUUGAACGAGACGAGCGAGCAUUUCGAGCAGCUCGAGGCCAGAUUGACGAAAAUGCAUGAAGAAGGAUUGGACGCUCAAACCACCAAAAAUGCGGACUUUUAUGGAGGAUUAACGCAUCACACGAGCAUUCUUCGUAAUAAGCGAUGCCUUCUAGCUUACAUCUACCAUCGAGCUCAAACGGUUCAGAGACUACGAUGGCAACUUGGUGCUGUGCUUCCAGAUGAUAUCCAGAGCAAGCUGAGCUACUCGGAAAAGAAUUAUUUCAAGCAGUAUUCAGAUUCUCUGGGGGUUUAUAUGUCGAGCAUCGAUCUUGAUCUUUCAGUGGAUUUGUCACCACCAAAAGAUCCUUACAUUCAAGUGAAAGUUUUGGAGAACGUCGGAAAUGUGUACUUAGACGAUCAGUCAACGUCGCUGCUUCGGAACUCGAUACAUUUGAUUAAACGAUCAGAAGCAGAACCAUUGAUUUCCCAGGGUCUCUUGGAAGAAUUUAUUGACUAGUGUUUGCAUUGAUUCUGGGACGCUGAGAUGCUUCCCGGCUAGUGAUUCUUGUUUAUAUGAGACCGCUGAGGGGCAAGCACAUUGCUUUCCAAAAACCAGGA
Messenger RNA from Selaginella moellendorffii, 713 nucleotides. RefSeq names its product DNA replication complex GINS protein PSF1. Gene Ontology annotation, cellular component: GINS complex. Gene Ontology annotation, biological process: DNA strand elongation involved in mitotic DNA replication; DNA replication. The transcript has 6 exons. Lineage: Eukaryota; Viridiplantae; Streptophyta; Lycopodiopsida; Selaginellales; Selaginellaceae. The record is from RefSeq and is a predicted model, not a curated record. Bases 19 to 612 code for a protein of 197 amino acids.